CAAGGAUUCAUUAAUUCUACAGCGCAGACAGGAUCUCGUCUACAGACAGUGAGGAACCCAAUCACCUUCCACCAUGCUGCAGCUGCAAGGAAGUGAGCUUCUGCUCAUGGUUCUUAUCCUGGCCAUCCUGCAGGUAGACUCCGAGAAUGCGGGCACUGAGCUGAAUAAUCCUGCCAACAGCAGCAUCAGCCCCUGCUCCCCUUUCUGUGAUGGGAUAGAAAAUUCCACUGACAUGAACAAAGAAGAAGACUACGUCACAUUAGAUUAUAUUGAUUAUGAAGAGCGAUGUGGGAAACAAGAUGUCCGGGUCUUCCGUUCCCACUUUCUACCACCCAUGUACUUCAUUAUUUUCUUCAUAGGGUUGGCUGGAAAUAGUAUGGUCAUGCUAAGAUACUUGUACUUCAAGAGACUAAAGACAGGAACAGACUACUACAUGCUGAACUUGGCUAUUGCAGACAUUGUUUUCCUCUUAACCCUUCCUUUCUGGGCAGUAAGCAUCAGUUACAGUUGGGUUUUUGGCAGUGAGAUGUGUAAGGUUACAUUCUGCCUGUCCAAGAUGAGCUUUAUCAGUGGGAUGUUCCUGCUCAUGAGCGUGAGCAUUGAAAGAUACUUUGCAAUAGUCCAAGCACCCUCUGCCCAUCGUCACAGAGCUAAGACUGUGCUCAUCAGCAAGCUUACCAGUAUUAGCAUCUGGGUCCUGGCCUUCACUUUCUCCAUUCCUGAAUUGAUCAAUAGUGACAUCAGGAACAUAAAAGGAACAGACGUUUGCACCAUAUACUCGGCAAAUUUACAAAGUCUAGAAGUAACACUGAAGAUCACCCAGAUGGUCUUAGGAUUCCUUCUACCCUUUAUCAUCAUGUCCCUUUGCUAUAGUAUGAUUAUCAGAACACUGCUCCGGGCACGUAAUUUUGAGAAGUACAAAGCCAUCAAGGUCAUCAUCGCCAUAGUCAUUGCAUUUGUCAUCUUCCAAUUGCCAUACAACAGUGUGAUGUUGGUUAAGACCUUAUACUACAACACCUCUGUGUGUACUCAGAUCAAAAAAUUGGAUAUAGCUGAUGAUGUAACCUACAGCCUUGCAUGUUUGCGUUGUUGUCUUAACCCUUUUCUCUAUGCCAUCAUUGGAGUCAAGUUCAGGAAUGACAUGUGUACAUUCUUCAAAGAUUUGGGCUGCUUAAGUAAUGAGAAGUUUGCCCAAUGGUCUACAGCCAAACCAAGCAAGAGAAGCUCUUUUGCAAUGGACACAGAGACAACCACCACCUUUUCUCCUUGAUAUUACAGUGCUACCACAAACAUUUUACACGUCAUUGACAUGACCACCCAAUAUGGUACCCCAAAAACGGUCUUCUAGAGGUGUGGUCCUCUCAAAGAAGAGUGCCACUGUACAUAGGAAACUAAAAAGCCCUCUUAGAAUGAUGAAGUCUAGAUCAUGGGUGGUGUUCUCAAAGAGGUAGUCUUCUGGAAAGUUUUCACUGAAUGUUUUUCUUUUUAAUUGAAAAAAAAAAUAUUACUAUGAGUUUUGCUCUUUAAAGUUUGACAUUCAUCUUUGCUUUUGAACUUUAUGAUCAGCAAUUCACGAAACUCAGAAACUAUAACUUUCUAUCUGAUGCACUGGAAAAGUUGACAUUUGUCACGUUUUCAUCUCAUCAGUUUCUAGUUGACUGAUUCUUACUGACCUUAUCACAUAAUAAAUUCCAUAGCAGCCUCCAAUUCUGUUGUGAUAUUAAUAAGUUCUAAUUCUAACUAAAAAGAAUUGUCUGCAGGGAACUCCCUAAAAUUAUUUUGAUGGUUAUAAACAAAAUAUAUAUUUUUUAAAUUUUUUAUUUUAUUUUUUUUUUACAAUAUUUUGCAUAAGCUAUUAAAUUUAAUGGGGCUGUACAGGAUUAUAAAUACAUAGUUGUUUACAGGUUGUGUGUGGUAUUGUAGCCAAGUCCUUUGUUAUUUAAGGGAGCUGAGCUGCAGUACCAGACACAACCAACGGACAGGUGUGGCACCUUUUCUAGAAGAAAGGAGACAUGUUAGGCUAGGUCUACACGACGACAUUUGUCGCGCGACAUUUUGUUGCACCAAUGUCGCGCGACAAUUUUUAUAAUGGCAGU
This is a messenger RNA of Bufo gargarizans (Asiatic toad), 2096 nucleotides long. RefSeq names its product C-C motif chemokine receptor 7 (gene CCR7). Lineage: Eukaryota; Metazoa; Chordata; Amphibia; Anura; Bufonidae. The record is from RefSeq and is a predicted model, not a curated record. Bases 74 to 1270 code for a protein of 398 amino acids. Gene Ontology annotation, biological process: chemotaxis; immune response; inflammatory response. Gene Ontology annotation, molecular function: C-C motif chemokine 19 receptor activity; chemokine (C-C motif) ligand 21 binding; chemokine (C-C motif) ligand 19 binding. Gene Ontology annotation, cellular component: membrane. The transcript is spliced from 4 exons.